GGGUGAAGAAUCGAUGGAUGAAGAGAAGUAUUUUAACUGUCAAAAAUAAAUAUGGUCAUUCCAUACGAUACGUUUUCCUUGUAAAUAGUGUAAAAGUGUGUUUAAACUUUGUACAAAAUACGGAUUGCAUUUUUCGAAGAUUAUUACACCGUUCUAAAGAAAUAAAGAGUAAGAUUAACAAAAUGACUAUCGCAAAAGAGACAUUUUCCGAUCUGCAAGAAAAAUAUACUAAAGUAAAAAAGUUAGUCGACGAAGACAGUAAGCUAGAUCCAGAAGAUGAGCCCUACUUAUCUAAAUAUUCUGCUAGACAAAUUUUGAUCGGUAUGAAGGCGAGCAUUGAAAAAUUGCUAAGACAAUACUCGCCAAGUGAUGAUAAUGAUGAACACUUUAUAAAAUUAACUGCUAUGCUGGGCACAACGUAUCUCUAUUUGGGUACAAUUGCAGUAGAUACAGAAGAGAUAUCAACAGGCGAGAAACACCUAGAAAAAUGCAAAGAGAUUAUUUCAAAAUACGAAGCUACACCUCAAGUUAUACUCAUUACUUUAAAUAUGUACAAUCAUCUUGGUAUUAUAUGGGCACCGAGAGAACCAGAAGUAGCCAAGGUACACUUGGAGAAAGCAGAAACAUUGUACAAAACGGCAAAGGAUCAAUCUCUGAUACCUGUCGACAUAACGGACUUAUUUCAAGCCAACAUAGAAGAAUACAACACCGCACUCGCACUAAAAAACCUAGAGAAGCUACAUACGCUCACCCUAUACUUUCUAGCACAGAUCUACGGAGCUGGUUCGCUGAAAGACCCGUUGAAAAGUGCGGCAUAUUGCCACAAAACGUUGCAAAGACAGUUGGAUACGGAUGACCGUGAUUGCAUCGAUUGGGCUUUGAAUGCUGCAGCGUUAUCGCAGUUUUUCAUGGAGAAGAACGGGUUCAAACAGGCGAGACAUCAUCUGGCUGCUAGUUUGUAUAUUUUGCAACAGUAUGAGGAUAAGUUGAGAAGUGAAGUGCAGGAACUCGAGGUGCAUGAGGCGAAAAUGGAGACGUUGAGGUUUAGAAAGGCUGAUGUGGCAAGAUGCUGGGCAAAAUACGGGUUAAACCUGCUAGCAAAAUCCAAAGAACGUCUUUUGAACCAUACAGACGAUAUAGAUAAAAAUUGCAGUACCGCCACUGACUUGACUCAGAUGGAACUGCCUCCAGACUCGACAGUCUCUAAAGAGGACCUGCAAAACUUGGACUUCGACAUAUUAGAAAUCGCUACAUACGAGUUGCAAGUCUCCGAUCGUUUUGCUUUGACCCUGGAAGAUGCUAAAAAGAUAUUUCUGAACGCGCAGCACUGGAUUGAGCUGGCUCAAGAAUAUUACACCUUGGAUACUUUAGCUUCGGAUUAUAUAGAGACCGUUUUGGAUCACUCUCAAUUAUAUUUGAGCCUUUUGUUUUUUGACGAUGAUCCAGCCAAUCAAGCCAAGUAUCACAAAAGAAGAGCCGAUCUGUUGGAAAAUAUUUUGAGCAAAGUUAGCACCCAAUACUAUUUGCAGCAUUGUAGACAGAUAUGGUUUGAGUUAGGCAGGACAUAUUCGGAUAUGCUCGAUAUUAAAUCGGAAAAAAUGAGAGAAAUAAAAGGCCGACCCCCUAGCUCGGCGAUUUCGAAAAUAAAUCAGUUGGUCGAUAAGAGUAUUAAAAAUUUCACCGCUUUUAUAGAGUCUUACAAGGAACCUACCUAUGUUACUGACAUAUUGACGCAGGAAGAGGGGCCUAUAUUGCAAGCCUAUUUUCAUCUAGCGGCUCUUCAUGGCAGGUACAUCGAUCUAGACAAAAAUUUGCAGUUGCAACACAGCGAAGCCAGCUUGAAAAACUAUAGCUACGUCGCCGAAUAUUGCGAGAAACAUGCAAGCACGAAGGAUAUAAUUCCUAUGGAAUACAGCAUUUGUAAAGAAAUGGUUUCUUUACUGCCUAUUAAACUUCUAAAGUUGAAUAAUCCGUAAAAAGUGGUUUGUUUUGUUUGCUUUGUCAUUGCUGGCAUUUCAGCUAAUAUUGCACUAUACUAAGACUCAAUAUAGGUGUUGAAUAGUGUUUUAUUUUAUAUGUCCCAUUAUUUAAGAUAAUAAAGAUGCUUUGUUAAAA
Messenger RNA from Acanthoscelides obtectus, 2115 nucleotides. NCBI's taxonomy places the organism in Eukaryota, Metazoa, Arthropoda, Insecta, Coleoptera, Chrysomelidae. The record is from the annotation of a GenBank genome assembly.